CCAAAACAAAGCACACAUUUUCCGGCCGUAGCCGUAGCCUGCUGCCGUCCGGGCCAUGGCAUCUAGAGCUGCCUUCUUCGCGUAUUUGCUCACUGUGCAGGCCUCCUGCUUCGUGUCGUUCAUUUUGCAGUUGCUGGGAGUUCAAGUCUCGCACGGCUGGGUGGCGGCCUGGUUGCUGAAGAUCUUGGGCACACGCUUUGGCACCGCCAUCAACUCCAGUGAGGUGCUGGAUGCAGCUAGCCCCGUGGUCUACUUGAGCAAUCACAGGAGCUGGGGCGACUUCUGGACGGACGCGGCCUUGUUGGGCGGACCUUCCUUCAUCUCUCGCGCACUGGUGGCAGCUGGGAUUCCCUUCACCGCCGUUUGGGGUUCUACAUCUGGGUGGCUCUGGUUCUUCGCGCGUGGAGCAACGCACAAAGAGGGCGCCGUCGCAUGGAUGAGGAACUUCCUGGCGGAAAGAGACUGGGCGCAGCGUGGCGCGUUGCGUUGCUGCCGAAUCACGGGAUUUCCCCAAAAAGGAGUUGUGAUCUACCCCGAGGGCACGCGCUCCCUGCUACCAGAGGGCUUACCGCUGAAGAUGGGCGCCCUGAGUGCAGCGUAUCAGCUCCAAUGGCCCGUGCAGGUGGUCAUUACCAGCAACAAGGAGUGUGUCACUGCUGAGCGGGACUUGGCGGUGAACUUCGGCACGCUCUGCGUCAGCAACGUGUCCAAAGUGGUGGAUCCCAAGAGCUUCGAAAGCCUCGAAGGCUUCUUGGAGGUGGUCAAGGAGAUUUGGCGAAAGACCUGGACAGAGGCCUAUGGCCCUGAGUUUCGCCUGCGCAACGAGGCCUGUUUGCCCGGUGGCAAGCUGGCCAAGCUCCACUUCAGCCUAGCAGGCAGCUGGCGGAUGCAGCUGAUGCGGGUCAUUUUCUUUACCUCGCUGGCCUUGUUGAUCCGAAGACUCUGGCAGCGCCGGUCUGCAGAAGCAUCACCGGAGGUGAAACAUGACAAUGGAAGGUGAGUCAAAUAGGUUUUGAGGGUCAAAGUGCCUGAGAAUUCGAAGGGGGCUCCAGCUCCAAUCUGAAUAGGGAAAGCAUGGGAAAAGCCGUGGAACCCCGGCGCCACCGCUCUGGUAUCGGUUUCAAGCCUUCAACUGGGCUACAAGAGCCCAGUUGUGAGCCAAUGGCACUUAAGGGACUUUCGAGUCGCCUUCCCUGGCAAUGGGAGAUUGGUCAGAAACAGC
Cladocopium goreaui is the source of this 1222-nucleotide messenger RNA. The record is from the annotation of a GenBank genome assembly. Lineage: Eukaryota; Dinophyceae; Suessiales; Symbiodiniaceae.